Fomitopsis serialis is the source of this 1620-nucleotide messenger RNA. RefSeq lists its product as uncharacterized. The coding region runs from base 1 to 1620 and encodes 539 amino acids. The record is from RefSeq and is a predicted model, not a curated record. Gene Ontology annotation, cellular component: plasma membrane. NCBI's taxonomy places the organism in Eukaryota, Fungi, Basidiomycota, Agaricomycetes, Polyporales, Fomitopsidaceae. Gene Ontology annotation, biological process: potassium ion transmembrane transport. Gene Ontology annotation, molecular function: potassium ion transmembrane transporter activity. The transcript is spliced from 7 exons.
AUGUGCGCAGGGGGAAACUGGAAGCGAGAGGUCGUUCCGGACCACAAGUUCGACUUCGUCGAUACGCGAGACUUUACGGACCAUUCAUGUGGGAUGCGUAUGAAGUAUCUGUGGCUGUACAUCACAGUCUUCAUCUCUUUCCUGGUCUACAUAUCCGAUAUCUUCACCGCAGUGACCAUGUUGACAUCCACCACAUGGUCCAAUGAGAUCUACAACAGUUGUCAGUCGACCGACGACAACGGUUGUGUCUACAUCCCUUUCAACGUUGGCAAAUGGCUCUUCUUCGGCUGUAUCGUGUUCUCGUUCCUGCUGCUCGCCUACGAAGCACGCAAGGCCAAGAAGAUCAUUGCCAGCCGUGAUAUUUCGUACGCCUUUACCAAUAUCAUGGCUAACCACUACUACUCCCUCCGGUCGUACGACCACUUCUGCUUCUUCAACCACAUCUCCAGCUCCACCAAGAGGUCAGAUGACUUUGCCUUCUUCGUCUUCUUCACCUUCAAGGGCUGGAAACGAGUUAUCUUCGCCGAAGGUCCGCGUCAGUCAAUCAACGCGCUUACUCUUUACGCCCUCUACUUGUCGAAGAAGAACAAUGGGGAAUGGUACGACGUGUCGAAGUACUUCACCGGAAGUAACUACAUCACCAUUGCCAUCACCAUCUCCACGGCCUUCACCACGUUCAUCUUCGCCCUGUCCUUGAUCAUGCUCAUCAUCGCCGGCAUCUGCUAUAUUCCUCUCCUGACGUAUAUUCAGGGUAACCUCAAGGAAUAUUGUUGCCACAAGGUCGACAAGCGCAUUGCCGAGAUCAUCAAGCGGAGGAACAAGCAGCGUCUGGCCAAGGCUGCAGCUCUCGCCAAGAAAGAAGCUGCCGGCGACUACUCCCACCUCAAGAACAAGAAGGGAGAGCUCAUCGCCAAACCUCUGCCUCAACCGACUCUUCCCAAUGUAUUGCUCGACGAUGACGACGACAAGGCCUCCAUGCGCUCUCGUGGACCGCCCGCCAGCACGAUCAGUGCCAACCCGUAUUACUACGAGACGAAGGAGUACAGCCCGACCGAGUACCCGCCGAUGCCCGCGUUCAACCCGGCUUACGGUCAACACCAGUACAACCCGUCCGUCGGCACCUUCGACGCACCGACUCCGUAUGAGGACGAGUACGGAAGCACUGCACACUUGACUACCUCCGCCGCUCCUUUUGCCCGCACAGAGCCCGGUCGCGGUGGAGCGGAGACUCCAUAUAGCUACUACGGAGAGGCCUAUGGCGAUAACCCAGUCGAGCCGGAAUACACGCAGCAACACCACGGUGUUGAGGGCACAGCACACAGUGGCGCAGAUGACUAUACCCACCAGCAGGAGGGGGCACAGUACUUCAAUGAUCCGCAGGCGUACCAAGGCGCGCAUCCCGAUUUCCAGGGCUACCAUGACUCGCAGGGAUACCACGAUGGUCGGGGCUAUCAGGGUGCACAAGGGUACCACGACGCACAAGGGUACCGCGACACGCAAGGGUACCAUGACGCGCAGGCGUACCAUGAAGCACAAGCGUACCACGAUGCUCAGGCGUACCAUGGAGCACACUAUGCAGGAGGGCAUGACUACGAUGCGGGGCAGGCUCAAGCUAUGUAG